Messenger RNA from Branchiostoma floridae (Florida lancelet), 1560 nucleotides. RefSeq lists its product as uncharacterized. The coding region runs from base 169 to 1155 and encodes 328 amino acids. The transcript is spliced from 8 exons. Gene Ontology annotation, cellular component: extracellular region. Lineage: Eukaryota; Metazoa; Chordata; Leptocardii; Amphioxiformes; Branchiostomatidae. The record is from RefSeq and is a predicted model, not a curated record. Gene Ontology annotation, biological process: respiratory gaseous exchange by respiratory system.
UUUUCGUCCUGAGUUAGUAUAAAAAGGCGACGCACCUGUCUCCCCAAGACUGAGCGCGCAACCUGCUUCAAGACACGCUAUACUAAGUGUAUAAAAGAGCGACGCAAAAGCCUGUACAAUACUUUGGAUCGAAUCUGCUUCAAGACUCGGUCAAAGAAUCAACCCAAGAUGACGUCCUACGAUGAGAAGAAGACCCUGCCACCUGCCGAGGUGCUGCCGGGAGGGGUCUUUCCGGACGAGAUCGCUUCCAUCAAGAAGAAAGUCCGUGGAGAAAACACGAGUCGUCUGAAGAUCGGCAUUGCCAUAGGCAGCGUGGUUCUGGUGAUACUUGCAGUGGUGGGGGGAACACUGCUGGGUCUUCACCUCAGCCGCAAACCCGCCGUAGUGGUGCGCUCAGUGCAGCUGGCGAUAGAGGAUGAGAUCAUAGAAGAGACCGUGGAAGUGGACAAGGAGAAGGACACCGAGACUUUCCGUACGGUCAGCUCUACCGGGACUUCCUUCGUCAUCAGGGAUAUGAAGACGAGCCUCUCGGCCUACAGGUUUGAUGGUGAUGAGAAGUGCUACGUCCUGUACGAAAGUCUUGAGGAGGCCGAGGACACUGCAGAGCUGUUGGAGGAUCUGGAACAGAUGGAAGAAGGAGACGUUGAUGCCGCUGAACGCCGCCCAGAGACGUUCCUCUCUGUGGACGAGGAACGCGGUCAUGUGGAGCGGUCUGUGCUGAGUGAGAGCAUGCUGGAGUUCUGUGAGGGGCUGAAGACUCACUGGGCCGUCAAGUCUUCCAUUCAGCCUACCCCCACCCCAGGGGCAACUGAGGAGGAGGAGGAAGCUGAAGCUGAUGCAGAGAUUGAGGAGGAAAUGGAAGUUGUCUCUGGAACCAACGGUACGAGUGCUGUGCAGGAGCGUGAGAAACGCUGGUUGACCUAUAGAUGCUACUGGGCCACCAGAAACGUCUGCAGCCGUACCUGCAGCAGGGUGUGCGGGAAGCGCCGUCGCCGGGCUCUGACGGAUGGCGAGCCGGACCAGGAGGUGAAGAAGCGCGCCAAACGCGGGUGGUUCCGCCGCGUGGUGAGGAGGGUGGUGUCUGCUGUCUGCAGGAAUGUCUGCCGCUGGGGGUGCCGUGCUGUUCGCACCAGGGUCUGCACCUGGGUUGGCUAGCUAUAGGGUGGCCAUGAAUUGCCACCUGAUACACUGGUUUUCUGACCUGAAGAUUUAAGUCAAAAUGUGCGGUUCAACUACACUAAAAGUUUGCUUUAGUUAUCUGUCAAAACUUGCCCCCAGGAUUGUGAUUAAUAUCCUGUAAAGCAUUCGAACAAACUAGCAAGGUGAAGUUCAAAUCGUUCUGCAGCAACUAAUCUGCAGGCUUUUAGAUAAACUUUCUUAGAACAGGCAAGGUUUGGGUUUGUUUUGUAUUGGUUCCUACGCAGUUCCUGCAAUCUUGUAGUCUCUGUGUGACCUAUCUAUAAGAAGAUAUAUCAUACAAGGGCUUUGCAAUUAACAUCAACGAGCGAAAAGCAGCUCCGACAAUCUAAAUGAUCACUCGGAUUUCUUGCCUUGUUUUUU